AUGAAAAUUUUUGAAAAAUUACUAUCAGAAUGUUGGUCUUUUCUUCAUAUUUCUGUUCUUCUUCAUUUUCUUACUUGCGAUAAUGGAGAUGUUCAUCUUUUAUCAUUAUCUAAUAUCAACACAUCUUUCGUUUCAGUCUCUCCUCUCAUUACUAAUGUUGAUACUACUGCUGAUAUUGAUUCUGUUGUCAGA
This is a messenger RNA of Diversispora eburnea, 192 nucleotides long. The record is from the annotation of a GenBank genome assembly. Lineage: Eukaryota; Fungi; Glomeromycota; Glomeromycetes; Diversisporales; Diversisporaceae.